Messenger RNA from Humulus lupulus (European hop), 2672 nucleotides. RefSeq names its product CSC1-like protein ERD4. The transcript is spliced from 6 exons. Gene Ontology annotation, molecular function: calcium-activated cation channel activity. NCBI's taxonomy places the organism in Eukaryota, Viridiplantae, Streptophyta, Magnoliopsida, Rosales, Cannabaceae. The record is from RefSeq and is a predicted model, not a curated record. Bases 323 to 2479 code for a protein of 718 amino acids. Gene Ontology annotation, cellular component: plasma membrane.
GCCUUUUUUAGUUUGUGCUUUUCUCUGUUGUAUAACAGCAACAUCCCAACUAACCGUUCCAUAUACCAUUUAAGCUCUCACACACUCUUCUUCUUCUUCUUCAACACUCACUCAUUUCUCUCUUUAAUCCUCUCCCAACGGUUACUUUCGUUUUCUUAAAUGACCCCUUAACGGCUCUAUCUCGCUCUUAUUUCGUUUCGCUUUAAAGUUUUUAUCUUUGGUUUAAAGACUCGUUUUUCUUCGUACCCUUUUCAUGGUUUUUGAGUUUGGCUUCGUGUAGAGGGAGAAAAACUGAGUUUUAGCGUUUUAGAGAGAGGCCCAGAUGGAUUUGAGCUCGUUUCUGACUUCUUUAGGGACGUCGUUGGUGAUAUUUCUUAUUUUGGUGUUGGUUUACUCAUGGCUUUCCAGUAAGCCUGGAAACGCCGUCGUUUACUACCCGAAUCGAAUCUUGAAAGGCUCGGAUCCGAAUGAAAACAGAUCCACCUCUUGCAGCCCAUUUGGGUGGAUCCGAGAAGCUCUUUCUUCUACAGAAGAGGAUGUUAUCUCCAUGUCAGGGGUUGACACUGCUGUCUACUUCGUCUUCCUCAGCACUGUUUUGAUGAUAUUGGUAUUAUGUGGCCUAGUUCUUCUACCAUCACUUCUACCAGUUGCUGCCACCGAUGAUCUCUUGCAACAAAUAGGAGCUGAUAAUUUCACUGAUCUGGACAAAUUAAGCAUGGCAAAUGUCCAUGAGAAGAGUCCAAGGUUGUGGGCCUUUCUGUUUGCAGUCUACUGUGUUUCUUUCGUUACUUAUUACCUUUUGUGGAGGGCAUAUAAUCAUGUUUCUGAUUUGAGAACUGAAGCAUUGAUGUCACCUGAAUUGAAGCCUGAACAAUAUGUAAUUCUCGUUAGAGACAUACCUUCUGUUGAAGGACAGACUAGAAAAGAACAGGUCGAUACAUACUUUAAGACGAUCUAUCCCGACACAUUUUACAGGUCAAUGAUUGUUACAGACAAUAAAGAGGUGAAUAAACUUUGGACAGAGUUAGAAGCGUCUAAGAAGAAGCUUGUACGCGCUGAAGCAGUACAUGCGGAGUCAAAAAGGACCGGCAAGUCUGAGGCAAGACCCACUCACAAAACUGGCUGUCUUGGUAUACUUGGAAAAAAAGUAGACAGCAUUGAGUUCUACACCGAGAAAAUUAGUGAACUAGUACCAAAACUGGAAGCUGAACAAAAAACUACACUCAGGGACAAGCAGUUACGUGCUGCAUUGGUUUUUUUCACAAGCAGAAUAGCUGCAACUUCUGCAGCUCAGAGUCUCCAUGCUCAACUGGUUGACAAAUGGACAGUAAUGGAGGCUCCCGAGCCUCGUCAAAUUUUAUGGACUAAUCUUAAGAAAACAUUCUAUGAGAGGCAAGUGCGGCAAUACAUUGUGUACAUCAUCGUGGCUCUCACCAUAUUUUUUUACUUGAUUCCAAUUGGGUUUAUCUCUGCAUUCACGACCUUAAAGAACUUGAUGAAACUUCUCCCAUUUUUGAAGCCAAUAUUGAAACAUAAUGCAGUAAGGACUGUGCUGGAAGCGUACCUCCCACAGAUUGCGCUCAUUGUCUUUUUGGCUUUGUUGCCUAAGUUACUUCUGUUUCUAUCCAAGGCUGAGGGAAUUCCUUCUUUGGGCCAUGCAAUAAGAGCUGCUUCAGGGAAAUAUUUUUACUUCUCUGUGCUGAACGUGUUUAUUGGAGUUACACUCGCUGGAACUUUGUACAGAACAUUCAAGAAGGUUCAGAAGGAUCCAAACUCCAUUGUUGACGUCCUAGCUAGUAGCAUCCCGGGAAAUGCAGCCUUUUUUCUCACCUUUGUGGCUCUUAAGUUUUUCGUCGGCUACGGGCUUGAACUCACCCGAAUAGUUCCUCUUAUUAUCUUCCAUAUCAAGAGAAAAUAUGUGUGCAAGACAGAAGCUGAAGUAAAAGAAGCUUGGUUUCCAGGAGAUCUUAAAUAUGGGACUAGAGUUCCUGGUGACUUGCUCGUCGCCACUAUUGUCCUUUGCUAUUCUGUCAUUGCUCCACUAAUUAUUCCAUUUGGGGUGGCGUAUUUUGGUCUUGGAUGGCUUAUCCUUCGUAAUCAGGCCCUCAAAGUUUAUGUUCCGUCAUACGAAUGCUAUGGUAGAAUGUGGCCACACAUGGCUGUGCGCAUCAUUGCUGCCCUGAUAUUGUACCAAGUUACCAUGAUCGGUUACUUCUCUGCAAAGAUUUUCUACUACACACCAUUCCUAAUCAUACUUCCCAUCAUUUCCCUUCUCUUUGCCUUCUUUUGCCACACGAAGUUCUAUCGAUCUUUCCACGACACUGCUCUAGAAAUUGUAGCUCGUGAACCAAAGGAAAUUCCCAACUUGGAUCAAGUUUUUAGAUCCUUCAUCCCACCAUGCUUGAACGUUGAGAAGAAUGAUGAUGAUCAGUAUGAAGAUGCUUUGUCUCAAGUUUCCAGGUCAACCUCAUUUGUUUGAUGUCUAAAUUUGUGUAUCUGACAUUUUCUUUUUCUUUCUCUUCUUCCUUUGUUACAUGGUGAUUGGUGUCUUUUUAGUGAAAGCUUGCUCUCUCUCUCUCUCUCUCUCUCUCUCAAUAUAUAUUAUUAUGUAAUUAGGAACCACAACAUUUGAUUGUUUGUAAUAUAUCACGUGUCUGAUUUCAUGGUGUGAA